Messenger RNA from Anthonomus grandis grandis, 8073 nucleotides. RefSeq lists its product as uncharacterized. Bases 239 to 1513 code for a protein of 424 amino acids. Gene Ontology annotation, biological process: cell surface receptor protein tyrosine kinase signaling pathway. The record is from RefSeq and is a predicted model, not a curated record. Gene Ontology annotation, cellular component: cytoplasm. NCBI's taxonomy places the organism in Eukaryota, Metazoa, Arthropoda, Insecta, Coleoptera, Curculionidae. The transcript is spliced from 9 exons.
UUCAGGCUGUCCAAGCUAUUAUUUCCUUUUAAAAAUAAAAAUAAAUAUCUUUAUUAGUUAAAUUAAGCCAAAGAAAUGCCGUUUGCCAAAGAAUACAACCAGCUGAAUUAUGUUACCAGUGCACAUACGAAUACAGCGAGCUAACAAAGAACUUUCGCCCAGGUUGCAAGUAACUUUGAAGCUUUAACAUUGUCCCAUUCCAUUAAACUUUAAUGGAAACAGACAGUAAGUCAUCAACAUGGGUUGUGUAAACAGCAAAACAGACAUAAAUGAUACACACCCGAACAUUUUUCAUGUUAUAAAUGUGAACGACAGAGGCCGCCCAGUCAGCAGAGGAAAACUAGAGGUAUUAGAAACAGAACUGAUUUUACAUCAGAAGGGCAAAAACCCCAUAAAAUGGCCCUUGAGAUCUCUUAGAAAAUAUGGCUGGGAUAUGGACACUGAUAUAUUUAGCAUAGAGUGUGGACGAAGGAGUCCAACGGGGGCAGGCUAUUAUGCUUUUAAAUGUCGAAAGGCUGAGCAGCUGUUUAAUAUGGUGCAACAAUAUAUCAUAGGUGGGGUUCAAGAAAACCCGCUGUUAAUCUCAGGAAUGGAACACGGACACUUAUCUCAUCAUAUGCCGCUAAACACCAUAGAAUUUCCCGUCCACGGGGGCGUCCUUACGACUCCUGCUCCAGCUGGAACUUUUGUUCAGAGACGUCCCGAAAACCAUGAGACUGGACGCAUAAAUUCUGUACAAAAUGCUUCCAGGCCUCUAACUGGUGUCCUAAGUCGUCCAGGAUCAAUAUCUAGUAGCGGUGGUCAGCUGAGUCCGACCACAAUAUCGCCGCCGCCAGUAAUAACAGAACUGCCUCCAAUGGAGCACAACAACAAUAAAAGACACAGUUUCGUUAUAGAGAACGGAAUAGGACCUCCGUCAGCUACAUAUGCGAACGUUGGACCUGGAGAUAUCGAUGUACCUUCUCAUGUGUACAUGAAUAUUGAUACCAAAGAAAUUGUGAGCAGCCCAAGUCAAUUUAAUUUUCCGGAGAGUAGGGAGUUUCAUAGGGAACUGAGCGACGAGAUGCACUGUUACGCCAAUAUUGACACCAGGGAUACAGAGACAUUGAAUUUGGUACAGACUCCAAUAUCCACCCAUACCGACGUGGUACAUAAUAUGUAUAUGAGCAACAGCGUUCCUUGCACACCAACGGCCUACAGCGACUUGGACUAUAAUAUGGGAAUACGUGAGGUCAACUAUGCGGAGCUGGAUCUUGCCGCUACUAGGAAUAAUAACGGCAGCUACAUUGAUGAACCUAUAGAUACACCGGUUCAAACCCCCACCCAAAUACUACCCCCCGCACCAACCCCGACCGAAAUCGAAAGUAGCCCCACCCAACAAAAAAAGAGUUACGCGACCAUCGAUUUCCCGAAAACGAUCGCUCUGAGUCAAAGUAUUCACCCCAAGGUGGAGGCAGAGGAGGGCAGUCGAAAAACCAGACACAACUCCACCAUAAAUUCUUUCAGCGAUUAGCUGAAAACGUUUAUUUUGCAUGGGAAAUGCUGAAUUUGUUUAGACAAAGUGGAGAUUUGGAUGUGAGAUAAGUACAAAGGAAAUUGAUGUGGAAAAUUUGAGAUUUCGCGAAUGCAUGUAAUGUGGUAAGGGUUGUUCGCCUAAGAUUUGGGCCUUGUUGUGUUUUAAGAUUUUUCUUUAUUAAAAAAGAAAACAAUAUUUUUUACAUUACCAAAUGGUCUUGCCAAAAAAAAAAAGAAAUUAAAUUGCCAAAGAAAAAGUUUUGUAGCAAUUGUAUUUUAUAUUUUUAGUGAAUAGGUGUGAUAUUCAGUCGAGAGAUUAUUAUUAGUGUGUAAGCUAUAUUUUUAGAUUAUUUAUGAACAAUUAUUGAUGUAGGGUAUUAAACAAAUCAACGAAAUACAGGAUGGUUUAAAAAAAGAAGAGACCAAUAUUUCUCAAAUUUUUUAUGGUCCAGAAUCGCUGGCAGAAAACCUGGCUAGAGGUGAAACGUACAUUUGCAAUUUAACAAUAUUUUUUCAAAUAAGUUCCUUUUUUUUAUUAUAAUUUGCCAUAAUUGGUUGAACUUGGGUUUAAAAUUAAGCAGUGAUCCUAAGUAUCAUCGGCAAAUACAUUAUCGGACAAAAGUAAAGCUCUUACGAAAACAUGAACUAUUUAAUUAUUAAAAAUGAAAUUGGUCUUAGCGAAAAUAAAACCAACGUUUCAAACGCAACCAACUAGUAUGUCAUAAGGUAAUUAAGGUAAAAGAUGUACUUUAUUAACGCAACAAAAGUAAAGCAAUUUUUUCCAUUUUUUUCCCAUAGAGGGUUAACAGGUUUAUGUAAUUGUAUUAUUAAUCUAUUUAUUCAAGUAAGAAUAAAGAUUUGUAUUCAAUAAGGAUAAAUAAUUUUUUUUUUCUGUAUUCUCAAAACAAUUUUUACAUCAACCGAUCAAAUUUUGUAGAUGAUAGGCAGUUAAGUAACUUAGUAGUUGUGUACUUGUCUAAUUCUUUAUACGGGGUGUAACAUAAGUGAUGACUUUAAUUUUAAGAGGUGAUUCCUUGUAAUUUUUUAAUAAAAAAAGUUUAUAUAAACAUAUUUCCGGAGACGCUUCGUUUUCGAGAUACAGGGUGUUAAACUUUUUUUGUUAAGUCGAUUUUUCAUUAAUAUCUAAAAAACUUGAGUCAUAUUUUUAUUAAAUCAAAUGUUCGAAGUGAGAACCACGACUUCUUCCAUUAGAAGAAUCUAUAAUUAUGUUUCUUAUAUCAUUUUCAUUCACAACUGGCGUCGCAUAAACAAGCUAUUCAGAUAUCCCAAAAGAAAUAGUCCAGAGGAUUGAGGUUUGGGGAUCGUGCUGGCCAUAGCUGUAGUUCGACUCCUCUCGACCAAUCCAUUGCUUAGGAAAAGUGUUAUUAAGAUAGUUUCGAAUGGCAAGACUAAAAUGAGCAGGUGCACCGUCGUGCAUAAACCACAUCGUAUUUUUUGUUGCUAGUGCUUUUUCUUUUUCUACUGAAAACUUGCCUUAUCUGCGAAUAGAAUUUUAGAGGUAAAGUUUGGAUUCUGUGCAUUUUUUUGUUAAAAUCACCAGUAAAACUCGUGCAGGACAAUCUCUUGGCAACAGUGCUUGCACCCGUUAAAUGUGGUAUGGAUAAAGGAAAUUUAAGUGCAAAACCCUCCAAACACUUUGGUUGCUAAUGUCAGACUGUAGAGAUGAUCUUUAAAAGCUAUAACGCUUUACGUACGCUUUAUAAGCGUACUAGUUGUCAGAUCGUCUUCCACUGCUUGCAAAAUUGCUUCCUCUAAUUGUUGAGUCAGUAUUAUCAUUAAAUCGGAGGUUUAGUAUGAGUCAAUUAAUCGGAGGUUUAAUAUCCUCAUUGCUAUUCAUACUUUAUUGGCCGUUAUUCUGAAAAGUUCUGUUGAGCUAUAAAUUUCUUUAAAUUCACCAACUAUGACAUUCUCCUUCUACCAGUCUUUCCUAAGCAUCUCAUACCGCUGUCCUCUUAUUAUACAAGGUGGCCAAAAAGGGUAUCAGCAAUGUGAUGUUCGCAUAAACUGUUGGAAUUUGGACUGCAUCCAAACCCACAACACUUGAGGGCUUUCUUGUAUCUCUAUUUAGGGCUACGAAGGACCAGCUGGCUAUGUGAAAAGGGCACCAAAACAGAAACGCGAAAAGUACUUUAAACAAUUUAAUUUAAAACCAUUUAAUUUUGUGUGAGAGAAUUUGUUGUUCUUAUUUAAAAAAAAAAUGCGAGCGGGCGGGACAGAACAGCGAGACCGAGAGUCUCCUUACACAACCAUUAUCUAGGAGCGACUGACGCCAAAAAAUCGGAUGAUGCAAUUUCCCUUAAAAACUGUUACCUGCGCGGGGUGUGAGGAAGCUCGUCGCGACCAAUAGAACGAAGGGGAAUGAUUCCGGGAAUGUAUAUCUUGACGAAUGUAAAUUUUUAUUUAAGUCGACUUCUAUUGUAAAUGUUGUGUUUUAUUUAAUUUGGGUAUGAAUAAAUGUGUGGAUGGUUUAUGUGUGUAUUUGAAUGUGUUUUUCUUUAUGUUGCAACUGGCUUUGCAACAUAAACCAAAUAAUCCAUAUUUCUAUGAUCAUUUAUUUAUGGCAAAUUAAUGUACAGUUGUAUGAAAAUUUAUGAACCAAAAACAAUGUUGGCUAAAUGGUGUCCGUUGCGCUGUAUGCACUCUUCAAAUCGAGAACGAAGAUUAUUUAUAACCCGUCCACACAUUUCCCUUGAUAUUAAUCUUAUUUGCUCCUGGAUAUUUUGCUUUAAUUGAUUUGUAUCAGCUGGAUUAUUCUCGUAGACCUUACUUUUGAGGUAACCCCAUAAGAAAUAAUCAAGUGGCGACAGGUCCGAGCUCCUAGAAGGCCAGUAGGGCUAUGCAGUGGACGUUCGUGUUUUCUGCGAGGAUUAACGUCAGACCAGUACCUGCAAUAUUGCUUAUUUACGUGCCCAUUUACAUGAAAAUUAUCCUCAUCACUGAAUAAAAUGUUAUUGAAAUCGACGAAUCGUUCCAUCAUUUCAAUUUUAUUUAUCAUGACAAAUUUUAACCGUGUAUUGUAAUCCCUCGGUUUUAAUUCCUGCACUUACGGUAUCUUAUAUGCAUGCAGAUGCAAGUCUUUGGUCAAAAUGUUAUGUAAAGAUGAUCUUUUGAGAGUAGUCGUCUGACUUCGCUUCCGUACAGAUAAGGUUGGAUUCUCUCUGUUUGAUUGACGUACUCGUUCGUUGUUUUCUGCACUUCUUAUGAUUCGUGGGCGGCCUGAAUUAUGAAUUUUCACUGUGGAUCCAGUAGCUUUAAACAUUCUGAUCCAUUUUCUAAUAACAUCAGGGCUAGGCGAUAAUUGAAUAUCAUGUAAUUGGUAAUGAGCGCGAUAUAGACGGCGUGCUGUCAUGAUUGAAUUAUUGUUUUAGUUCAAUGCACGUACACAAAAAGGCGCGUUGCUCUCCGAUAAACGGCUCCAUUGCAACUGAAAUUCCUUGAACCCGUUUACAUUUUGACUCGCACCGUAAGUGGCGGCGUUGCCACGUCUGAGACUAAAUGCACAAAUAAAGUGCUGAUACCCUAUUUGGACACCUUGUAUAUCCUAGAUAUGGUGACUUUCUUGCUUUUAUGUUAUGGUGUUAAUUAUUUCAUAUUCUCUACCCAUUUCUCGACGUAUUAUGUAUGUUUUAUUUUUUGUCCAAAAUAUCCUGAGCACCCUUCUAUAACAGUACAUUUCGAAGGACUACAGUUUCUUUAUGUGUUCUUGUUUAAGUGUCCAGCUUUCCAAUCCAUAAUAUAGUAUUGAAAACACAUAGUCAUUCUUGCUGUUUUUAUUCUAGUUCUUUUUUCGCUUAUUUGGUCAUUAUUUCAUGUAUUCCAGGUAUUUGUAUUUUCCAACCCGUUGUGUUUAUCGAUCUAGUAAACUUAUGUUUGAUUUCUUCGUUAUUUUCUGAGUUUGCACAUCGUCACUUGAAUUCUAUUGAGUAUAUCACUUAAAUAUUAUUCAGUGACAAAACUCGUUAUAAAAUUAUUUAAUCAUCAUCAAUUCCGAUAAAAUAAGGCAUGUUAGGAAGUUACGAAGUUUCAACCAAAGUACACAAUACCAACAAUAAAGCAUGGAAGGGGUAGUCUGUUUUUAUGUGGUUACUUUUCCUGGAGUGGAGAAGGUCAAUUGCACUUAUGGAUAUGCACAGAUGGGACUAUGACGAAUCGAUUGCUAUACAAGGGACAUAAUCUAAAAAGUGAUGUUGCCUUAAGCUGAGUGAGAAACAAAGACCCGAAGCAUACAUCUCGUCUUGUUCCGCAGUGGUUUCCAGAGAAUAUUAUCCAACAGUCCUCCAAUGGCCGGCAAAAUCACCGGAUUUAAACCGUAUUAAGAAUCUAUGGCAAGAGGUUGAGCGUCAAAUCCGUACCACGACAUUUUCAAACAAAGUUUAUUUGAUAAAACCAACGAGGGUUGGGUCAAUACGCCGAUCGUUAGUAUUGAAAAUUUUAUUUUAUCGAUGGUUCUUUGACAUUUGAUAACAAUUUUAUUUAAUCCGUCAGCAUAGUAUAACCUUAUAAACUGGCAGGUGUUUAAUAUUCGCUGAUGCCAAUUUUAUUUUUGAUAAAUAAAUAUUCGAUAAGAAUUGCUUUACUUUUACCCGAUAGUGUAGAUAAACUGAUGAGUAUUUAAAAUUUUUACAUAACGAGCACUAACACCUUUAUUUUAUUUUAAAACAUUGACAUUAAUCUCAAAAGACCGAAAAAGUGAAGUAUAUAAAAGGCAAAUUGGAAUUUUCUGAAAAAUUAGAGGAAAAUUCCCCGAAGAUGUACAAAGUGAAUCCUGAAAAACAUAAAAAUGAUUUGAAAUCCGUGGAAACCAUGAAAAAUGCAAUUAGAUUCCUGGAAGAUAUCCAAAGUCUAUCUGGAAACAGAAAAAUUGUUUCAAAUGCCUGGAAAAGAUAUUAAGUGACAUGAAAUGUUUGGAACCUUGUUAAUCAAUAGAACAAUUUUUUUUUCAAAUUCCUGGAAAAUAUACAGGAAAAGUAGGAUCUAAAAAAAUUUAAAAAUUUUUUAAUUCCUUCAAAAACAUAAAAAAUUAGACCAAAUUCCUGAAAGGCAUACAAGAUGAAGCAUGAAGAACUUUAUUAAAACUGGAAAAUAAUUCUAAAUCCCUGAAAGACAUAAAAAUUAAGGUAAAAUUCCUUGAAGACAAAUUAAGUGAAGUGUAUAGAAAAAUUUACUUCCCUGGAAAACAUGGAAAAUUCGGUCAAAUUCCUGGCAUACUUACAAAGUGCAACCUGAAAAACGUGUUUGUUUAAUUUUACCUAGGUAUAUCUUCAUUGGUAAUCACAGAAUUUCUUAUGAAACUAUCCAAAACCUGAAUCCAAAAUCCAAAAUUUAUGCUCAGUCUCUUUAAAUCAUUCUGUACUUCGAAUGAUUUUAGUUGCUUGUUAAAUUUCGUUGCUAAAUGUUAAAAGAAAUCCGAAAUAUCGAUAGGUACUUUAUUGGUGCCACAUUGUUAACAAUUUUAUAGCGUUUAUUACUCCGAAUAUUUAUUUGAUGUUUUCUUUCCCAUAUAAUUCAUAAUUGAACGUCAAUAUUAAAAUGAGUUAGAUUAUACGUGCCUUUAAGGCAAAGCGAUAUCAUAAAAACGAAGCAAGUUAGCACUUACGUUUGCAGGAAGAGUUGUUGUAUUUUAAAAUGUUGACAUUGAAUUAUGAAAUACCUUUUUGUAAAUAUAUGCCAGAUGUUGCAAGCAAGUGGUUCUCCCAGAUAAAAUUUGUAUUUUUUUAUGGAUUUUUUGUUUAAUUUGGCGUAUAUGCACAUAGAAGAAUCAGUGGCCUCUUUUAGGAUAAAAUUUGAAUUUGAAUUGAAAGAUCCGAUGUUCUAUAAUAAUCCUCUAAGUAAAAUCAUAUUGAUGCCCCUAACUAUUAAGUAAACAAUUUAAUGCAACGCAUAUAUGCCAAAUUUUAAUAUUUUGUCUUAGAAAAUAAAACAAAAAAGUUCUGCCUUCAUUAAUAAAACUCAGUCCCUUUCCCUAGUAAGAAAAAAAUACAAUAAAAACGAUUACGCUUAAAUAAAUUUAAUUCUAUAAAAGCGAUUACAAAGAGUAUAUUUUUUUGCAUAGAAGUUAACCAGAUAAUAAACAUUGAAAUUUCUAGAUUGCAUCGACGGUUAUAAUAUAUAGAAAAACCGAAAGUUUUUUGUGCAAAUUUACAAAAUGACAACAACGAAAUUUUGGAAAAUUACGGCUUAUUGGCUUAUUAUAUUAUUAAAGUUGUUGAAGGCCUACCCCCCCAAUAAUAAAUAUAUCCUCAGAAAAUUGUAAAUUAGUAGGUAUUAAAAUGUCCAUAUUGUGUAUGAAAAUGUAUGUGCAAUGUUGUGUGGCUUCCAACAAAAAAAAUAAAUAAAAUUGUUAAAAUAUGUUUUUUAUAUUGAAUGUUACAUAGUUUCGAGUAUUUAGUAAUACACUAUAUUAGUUAAUAUUAUUUUUACCAAAGUAAGUGUGUCCAUGCCAAAAAUUAACGUAGAUUAUAGUGUGUAGGCUUAGUAUUUUAAACAGAGUUGAAAAAAAAUGUUUAAUUUUUAAAUAAAAGACAUUUUUUUAUAUAA